AAACAAAGUCCUAAGGACCUUUACUAAAGUCCAACUUCUCUCCCGUACGGCGUUGACCCGGUUAGUCUUCUGAAAUUAGCCUCUCCCUUCUUCUUUUGUUCAUCAACCUUCACUUCCCGUUACGCACCUUUCUAAAGGUUUUUUUUUUUUUUGAGUUCCUGAAAAAAAGAUGGGUGACAAUUUAAUGGACAAAGUUAGCUCCUUUAGUGAGCGUCUCAAGAUUGGUGGUUCUGAGGUUAGCAAGAAAGUGACUGCUGGUGUGAGCUCUAUGAGUUUCAAAGUGAAGGAGCUUUUCCAAGGACCUAACCCAACUGACAAACUAGUCGAGGAAGCUACUUCUGAGAAUCUGCAGGAACCUGAUUGGGCUAUGAACUUGGAACUAUGUGAUAUGAUCAAUCAGGAAAAGAUUAAUAGCGUUGAUUUGAUCCGCGGAAUCAAGAAGAGGAUUAUGAUGAAACAGCCGAUGAUUCAGUACCUUGCCUUGGUUUUGCUUGAGGCUUGUGUUAAGAAUUGCGAGAAAGCCUUCUCUGAGAUUGCUGCUGAAAGAGUUCUUGAUGAAAUGGUUAAGCUGAUUGAUGAUCCGCAGACCGUUGUGAAUAACCGGAACAAAGCUUUGACAUUGAUUGAAGCUUGGGGAGAGUCAACCAGCGAACUCUGCUACUUACCAGUUUUUGAAGAAACUUACAAGAGCUUAAAAUCCAGAGGUAUCCGCUUCCCUGGGCGGGACAACGAAAGCUUAGCGCCUAUUUUCACCCCUCCUAGGUCUUCUUCAAUACCAGAAGCCGACACUGGUAUUGCUCAGCAUGUCAACGAGCAUCCACAUGUGCAGUACAAUGCUCCUCCUGUUCGAACCUUUACUGCAGAGGAGACAAAGGAAGCUUUUGAUGUUGCAAGGAACAUCAUUGAACUUCUUACUACAGUUUUGUCAUCUUCACCUCAUCAGGACGUGUUACAUGAUGACUUGACAAUUACACUUGUACAACAGUGCAGCCAAUCCCAAACCACAGUACAAAGAAUCAUCGAGACAUCUGGAGAAGACGAAGCCCUUUUAUUCGAAGCCUUGAAUGUAAACGACGAGCUUGUGAAGACGUUGUCAAAAUAUGAAGAGUUGAAGAAACCGUCUGCACCAUUAGCUGCACCUGAGCCAGCCAUGAUUCCAGUUGCUGCAGAACCUGAUGACUCUCACAUUCAUGCAAAAGAAGAAGGGACUACUCAUGGUAGCGGAAGCAGCAGCGAUGACAUGAUGAUGGAUGACUUGGAUGAGAUGAUAUUUGGUAAGAAAGGUUUGGGUCAUUCUUCAUCUGAUGCUAAUACUGCUUCUGGAAAUGACCCCAAGAAGCAGCAGCCAUCCAAAAACGAUGAUCUCAUCCGCUUCUGAUAUGUGUGUUUUUUCUUCUUAGUGAGAAAACUCUAGUGAAUUGGUGUUUUGUCUUUUAGGAACAUGAUUGAACAGUUUUUAUGUGAGUAAACUACAACCUUGUGCACCUCCUGUGAUGGGUUAAUGCUAUCGAUCUGCCACGGUAUUACGUUUCUUUGGUUGUAUUAUUUAUAAUCUCUAUAAAGUCCACUCCACUUCGUUGGAUAGCUUUUGUGGUUGUACAUCUGUUAAUAAUAGCAUUGAUGCUUAUGAAUUAGAAGCCACUUUGUUA
This is a messenger RNA of Capsella rubella, 1649 nucleotides long. RefSeq names its product TOM1-like protein 1. Gene Ontology annotation, biological process: protein transport to vacuole involved in ubiquitin-dependent protein catabolic process via the multivesicular body sorting pathway. Gene Ontology annotation, molecular function: ubiquitin binding; phosphatidylinositol binding. The record is from RefSeq and is a predicted model, not a curated record. The transcript has 4 exons. The coding region runs from base 170 to 1378 and encodes 402 amino acids. NCBI's taxonomy places the organism in Eukaryota, Viridiplantae, Streptophyta, Magnoliopsida, Brassicales, Brassicaceae.